Messenger RNA from Hydractinia symbiolongicarpus, 7904 nucleotides. Its product is annotated as zinc finger protein ZXDC-like. NCBI's taxonomy places the organism in Eukaryota, Metazoa, Cnidaria, Hydrozoa, Anthoathecata, Hydractiniidae. Bases 6148 to 7677 code for a protein of 509 amino acids. Gene Ontology annotation, cellular component: nucleus. Gene Ontology annotation, biological process: regulation of transcription by RNA polymerase II. Gene Ontology annotation, molecular function: RNA polymerase II cis-regulatory region sequence-specific DNA binding; DNA-binding transcription factor activity, RNA polymerase II-specific. The record is from RefSeq and is a predicted model, not a curated record. The transcript has 2 exons.
GUAUUUUCUACCUUUCACAGAAUAAGUUGUUCUGCAAAAUACCAAUGUUAUUUUACCGACGACCUGCACCGCCUCAUCACAGCGCCUCUUUCAACCCGGUUCCAUGUGGCACUUCGGUCAAGUACCCCGUUGUCCCAUUCUAAGGUGCCAGGAAGGAGCGUGAAUGUAUUAUUAAUGGAUUUAUCGGAUAUAGCGAAGUUCGACUGUCACUUCAAAAGGGAGACACCACCGGAUCAUGAAAGCAACGGCCAAAAUGACCGCCGACCUCACGUAGCAGGGCCAAAAAACGAAGGCCGGGUCAUAUCCGUGUUCCCGAUUCGCUGGCAAAAAUGGUAGCAAGGACUGUGAGGGCCAGACGGUAUGAACUUUUUUAGCAUUAUAUUGCAUCAAAAUACGUUGUUAGGCAAUUUUAUUUCCUUUCUCUGCCUUUAACAUUAGAAAAACAAUUUCUCUACUUUCUCUAGCCCCCACUUCAAAAAAAGUUCAUCUUAUUCUGUUUAUAAGAUGUUGAAAAUUUGUAAUUUAACAUUUAUUAAAGUGAAAUUCAAAAUAAUAAAGCUAAUAAAAAGCCACCUUUUCUCGUGUUUACAGCAUGCUUCCUUCUCGAAAGCUGCCAUUUUGUGAUAAUUUUUUUUUCGGAUUAAACUAAGUUUGACGUCAUCUCCCGGAUGGCAAAAAAAGGUCUCCUGAACAUGUUGCCGUAAAACGAUAACUCGGAGGACAAAGAAGAAGAGUAAUUAUUGCAACUAAGAUUAAUUUUGUUAAUAAUUAUAAAAUGUGUUUUCGUGCUAUGAUUUUUUGCAAUGAGAAUAAGAGAAGUAACGCUGGAAAGCAUUCCUUCGCCAGUCUUCCAUAAGGCAAGAAACAACGAGCUGCGUUUACUCAUUAACUUAGUCGAUACGCUUUCACCAGAAUUUUUUUUAUCAACGGUGGCAAAAAAGGCUUUGGCAAUUCUAAAUCUCUGUCCACUUGUCUUUGCAUUAGGCCAUGUGCCAAUUCUGGUAUAGGUGCUCGCACUUCUUCUGUGUGUUGCGUCUAAAACUUUUCUAAUAUAUUGUGGUACACUAGGCAGGGUUUUUAAGGGAUUUUAUUUUGUUCUGCGCGCAUUGUUGUUUCUUCUUUCUUUUUUCUUUUUGUUUUCUUUCUUUCUUUCUUAUAAUAAUCUAUUUUAAUUUAUUUUUCGUUUCGAGUUUCAUUCUCACAUCAAAGAACGCAAUAGGCCCUAAGAUUAAGGCUGCUUGAACUGUUAUUAUAAUAAGCCCAGGGUUGUGUUUUAGCUUGCACCCGUCCUCUAUAUGUUUACUUCCGCAUGGUUGUGAUUAUUAAAGGGAUCCUGAGGUACUUUUACAAGUUGGACUUACCUGAAAGAUUUUCAUACAAAAUUCCCAAUGACAUAUUCACUUUUUGUUAAAAGUUCACGAACCCUAGAUAUCGUUUUUUAAAUGUUUGUUUUUCAUGGCGCCUUGAUGGCCGCUUCGAUCUUCUUGUUCGUUAAAAAUUUCACACUAGCUCCAGUCUUUUUUAGUGGCACGUGACCCUAUUACGUAGUAUUUUAGUAGCGCUCACAAAAAUAAUGACUUUUACUCACUAUUAUUAAUGACUUUCAUAGCCAAAAACAAUUAAUAUACCGUCACAACAAAGUUAAAAAAAAUCCAACGUAUUUUCCACAUCGAUCUCUGUGCGAAUGAUUUGUUUUUGUUUUUUUUAAAAAUAAUUCAACAUGAUAUUCUAGCGGUCUAAGCAAUAACACAAAAAAUAAUAUAAUUAGCAGCAGGUGUGUGCAUGAUUUCUUUUAUUUCAAAUUUAAAAGAAUUUAUUUUAACAAACAGGUUGUAAAAAUUACUGAUCUAUAACCUGUCGACCUGGGCGGGUAUGAUGCUUAAGUGAGUAUUGCCAACCUUGUUCUCAACAAUCUUUGGGGACGAGGUUGCCUAAGUUACUCAGUAGAUUGAUAUAUUUUUAAAAAAAAUAUUAAAAAAUCAAUUAAAAAGAAUACUGCUUUAAUUCAUCCCAUGAUACAGUAAGAGGCAGAAUUUAUUGUCUAAUUAAAGUUUGUUUUUAUGAUAUUCUUCCAAUAUGUAGCGCAAACAUCAAUGUAGUCUAGUAAACUAAACUCAUCAUUUUUCCCUUUUGCGAUAGCAGGCUAAAAUAAGCAGGGUUUCAAAAGUAGGACAGACAUCGAAGCACGAAAGCAGAAAAGAGAGACAGGUCUCCUGUCUAACAUCAAUGCUACUCUUCACCUCCAUGAUUAGACCUUUUAAAAGCAUACAUCAUACAUUAAUGUACAACAAGACCCUCAUAAUUCACCAUUUUUAGCAUCAACAAAUAACUGCUGUUGCUAUAUUCGGACUUAUUAGAAUACUGUGGUCGCUUCUAAAUUUUUAAACUUAACAAAACACAAAAAAUGUUUUAGCUACCUCCUAAAUAAAAAAUAUUAUUUUUACCGGAGAAAAGCAAAGAAAAAUAAGAAAUAAAAUAAUAAUAGUUAAUUGCGUAAAUAUUAAAGUUCAACGCAGAAAAACCACAUUUUAUGAAAUAUAUUUUAGCGUUUUCUGCAAUGAUUUAAUCAAACUACAUUGGUGACAAACUGUUUUUAAUGAUGCAGUUGAAGCGUAAAAAUUGUUUUUUGCUAAGAGUUAGUUGUUCAUGCAUUCCCAUAGGAGGCAACCGAACUAUGUAUGCUGUGGAAAAACAAAUACUUUUUUCUGUUGUUAUAUCUUCGGCUAUUUUUUACACAUCUGAUCGCACAAGGCCUAGGGACUUUUUAUGUGCGAUCUUACCACGUCAAAUAAUUGCCAACGCAAAGGUACAUCUUUUAAAAAUAUGUCAGUAAUUAUCUCGGCAAAUGCGAGUGUCCUCUUAAAUUACAAAGGUUGUAACCACCCUUAAUCCUAUUCGUGCUGGAGGGGGAGGGGUGCUUGAGGGAGAGAGGUGAUGCAGCCCCCUCUCCCUCCCCCCUUUAACUUUUUCUAUAACUUUUUAUGGGCUUAUAGUCACACCUUGGUAUUUUGUUACUUAUAUUUGCCUUCCAAAAUAUAUCCUUUUGAAAUAAAAACCAUACACAAAUGCGUGACAUGUUGAAUGAUCAGUAACUUUCACAACCUGCGUCUCAAGUAAAGUCCUUUGAAAUAAAAAUCAUGCACAACUUGCGUCUUAAAUAAAAAGUCCUUUGAAAUAAUAAUCAUGCACAUUUUAUUUUUCGUUUGGUUGCUCAGCUAUGUGAGAACAUAUGCAGAAUUAUUUCUAUUUUUUUUUAAAAAAAUAAUUGCUCGUAAAGAACUUUAUGCAGAAUUAUUUUAAUUUUUUUUUUUAAAAAAAUAAUUGUUCGUAGAGAGCUUUUGUUUCACUUUGCUGCGCGAAGUUAUAUGUUCUGGCUAUGCAGUCAGUACUAAUUAAAGCGCUACUGAAAUAAUACGUAACAGGGUCACGUGCCACUAAAAAAGAGUGGAGCUAGAAUGAAAAUUUUUAACGAAGAAGAAGGUCGAAGAUAAUCAAGAUGUCAGUCGAGCCACAAGAAAAAUAAAUAUUUAAAAAGCUAUGUCUGGAGUUACAUGAAGUUUUUUAAAAAAGUAAAUAUAUUAUUUAGCAUUCCUCAUGCAAAUCUUUCAGAUGAGUCCAACUUGUAAAAGUACCUUGGGAUCCCUUUAAUCCUGCCAAUAGUCUAUCCAUAGAAUGAAGUUUUCUACUAAUCUUCUAAAUUAAAAACGCUUUCCGAGUCUAACUCUUCUAUAACCAACAGAAACUGUUAGGGAUCACAGUGCCACAAUUAAUGUGGGGGGAGCAGGGGGAGGGGCAAGGAUAGGCUAUGAAAGAGUAAAAUAAAAUGUUGCCUGCCAUGGUUUGCUAUGAUAACCAUAAAUAGCUUCUUUGUUACUUUAAAAUAUACUUCCCGGCAACGCGACCCGUCUCUGUGGUGGGCAUUUCUGUAAGAUUCUACACAAGUCGGAAAGAGCCAAUCUCGUUCUCAGGGCAUCGGAAUAGCGAAAAAGGCCACGGUUCACUACUAAGCUAUUGCUUCCACUUCCAUUCUCAUCCUUAUACCAGCUUUCCAAGCUAGAGUUUGAUUGACUAUCAGGUUUUGUAGACUUUUUACUGGCCAAAACUUCAAAACUAAGAAAGCCUACAACUUUUUCACAGGAGCUCGGUUUUAACAAGGAGAGUAAAAAACAAGUGUUUACUUAUCUUUAGUAUAUACCUGUUAAAAACUCAUCUUCAGUGUAUACCCGUUACAAUAUUAAAAAAAAAACGUUUUGUAUAUAUAAAAACCUAGGCCACAGCAGAGUCAGCGAAAUUACCAUCUGGAAGUUGACGUCACAAGCCCUUCUGCGAAGGGAUUUAUUUACAAUUGGGACACAAGAUGGCGACUGGCACGAAGCUUUACCUCCAGCUAAUAUUUUACAACUUUAACGACAAAUAUCUUGCGAACAAAUCGAAAAAAGUAUAAAAGCAUUUUUUUCGUAAUUAGUACAAUAUUUUGAUUUGAUUUUCGAUUACUUUUUUUAAAGUGGGAGGUAAGCUUUAAAGGCUCGUAAUCACCCUGUAGGUAAUUUUUUUAAGGUGCCUAUUUUAUUGUAAAAAUUGAAAGAUAUGCAUGAGAAUACAUUAUCCUUUUAAAGCGAAGCACAAUAAUAAUGGUGGGUAAUGGUUGUGGGGAGAUAACAAAUGUAUAAUAUUUUUUGUCAUUCUCUAUCUAUCUAUCUAUCUAUCUAUCUAUCUAUCUAUCUUCAUUCCUACCUAUUCCCCAAAAAAUUUUCCAUAAAUAGUCUACGCAUACUGAACGCGUUGUAUUUACUCAUUCCAAUAGAAAUACGUUGUUUCUAUCAAUUUGUGUUAUUAUUCUGGAACCCAAAGCAAUUAAAUGAUCCAAAUGUCUUAGCAGCAAAGAGAAGGGGACUAAGACACUGAAAAGAAAUGGUGUUUUCUUCUGCGGUGUAUUAGAAAAUAAUGAUGUAUUUAUUCAUACACUAAGCGUCAGGUGUUUGAGAGAUGCCCUGAGUGUCAGGGCCUUCGACAUGCCCUGUGCGUCAGGCACAUGCUAAUUACUGGUGUUUUUAUUGAGAUGCCCUGAGUGUUAGGUGCAACGACAUGCCCUGAGUGCCAGGUGCAUGUUUCUUAUUUAGUUGCUGCUGAUUGAGAUGUCCUGAGCAUCAGGCGCACCUCAAUGAGCAUCAGAAAAUAUGGUGAACACAUCUAUACACGCCCUGAACUGUAAGAUAAAUCUGAAGAACUGUUGCAGUGUGGGGUGUUAGGUUUUUAUAUGCAACCAUUAAUAAUCAAGGCCUGGGUAGGGCCCAGUUCCUUUACAGGCAAGUGAGACUAGUAUCCCUGGCAACCUUUGAGAUCAGGUCUUAGGUAGAAAUCACCCCCACUGUGCAAGGUUCUACAUGACAUUCUCAAUGACUAAGGUAAACCUAAUAUAUACUAACCACAAUGCCAAGGAACUGUACUUCUGCCACCAGAAUUAACAUGAGCAAAACUACCAGUUUAUCUCCAUUAUGAUAAUUAACUGGGAUAGUGUAAGUGAUUUCAAUUCUUUAUCAGUCUUUUCCAUUUUAAUUCAGUCAAGUUGAUGCAAGUGGGUACAUUGUAUGAUUAUAAAAUAAUCCAAGGUUUGUAUUUCCUGGUUGCUAUGCCUUCUCUGCCAAUAACCUCCUCUUUUUUUCAAGUCACUUAAUCUGGAUGUCUGAACAAUAUUGUGUCUUUUGUGUUUGGAAAUGGAUAGUGUACAGAAUGUGUGGACCGAUCAUUGUUAAUCUUUCUGCCACACCCAAUCUGCUUGACUUUCACCAAAUUAUUCUCUGUUUGAUUGUCUUGUCCAACUGCUGGUGUUAUCAGCUAACAUUUGAUUCAUUACUAUAUUGAGUUGUUUUUCAAAACUUUGUCCCUGACUAAUUGAUUUAUUCUUAGAAUCAUCUGGAACAGUAAACUCUUUACCAGCUUUAGAAUUCUGUACUGUGACACCCUCAUAUAAUUCCUGCCAUAAGGUACAAAAAUAAUUUUGUAAUUUUUGGCCAAUCACUGCACCAGGACAUCACCGUUUGUUUGAAUCUUGUUAAAGUUGCUAUCAUCUUGCUAAAUAUUUACGGAUGUAAUAAUUUUUCAGGAUUUCCCAGUUCAUCUCCUAUCCACAUUUCCAUCACUUUAUUUAUGACUGACGCUGGUUGUGAUGAGCGUCAUAACUUGUCACUUGUUCUUUGGUUAAUUUUAAAGAUGGCAACUAAAGUUUCAUAUAAAUGUUCGUAUCCAGAAUGUGAAUGGGCUUUUGAAAGUAAUUACAAGCUUCAGCGUCACCUGCAAAGUCAUGGCAAUGAAAAACCUUUCCUUUGCGAGUUAUGUAACAAAGCAUUCUCCUACCGGUAUAAUUUAAACAGCCAUCUAAGAAUUCAUGAGAAAAAAGCUCGUGAAAAAACUUUAAAUGGUAUAACACAACUGAGAGAUGCUAUAUCUUCUCAUCUCUAUUCAAUAAAAUGCACAAAGAAAAAUUGUGCACAGUCAUUUGAAACUAAAGAAGAAUUACAGGAUCACAUUAAAAAUCAUGAAUUGAAGUAUCAUUGUUCUUAUGAAAAUUGUUCCAAAAGGUUUAAAAAGCCUUCACUGUUAAAAUUACAUGAAGGAACACAUAACAAAGAACUUCCAUUUAAGUGUACAUUUGAAAAUUGUAAUAAAGCAUAUGUUAAUCACCAACGCCUGAAGCGACAUACGUUAACACAUGAAAACAAAAAGCAGUAUCAGUGUAAACUGGAAAGUUGUGGUAAAAGUUUUAAUCGUGUGCAGUAUUUAAAAGCCCAUAUGCGAAUUCAUGACAAAAAAAGUUUUUCAUGCCCUGUAGCUAAUUGCGAGAGAUCAUUUGUUUGUGCUGAAACAUUAAAAGUUCACUUACAGCGGCAUGUUAAUUUCCGUCCUUUUAAGUGUGACCUUGCUGAUUGUGAUAAAUCUUAUCUCACUCUAGCAAAUUUAAAGGCACAUAAGAAACUGCACCUGUCGGGAAAGUUGAUAAAAAAUAAGCAACUAAUCUAUGGAGAUAAACUUUGUAACAAAGGGGACGGUGUUAUCAAAAGUGUAUCUGUUAAUGAUUUUCUAAACUCUAAACUUUUUGAAGCAACAUGUCCAGGUAACAUGAGUAUUUCCUCUUGCCAAAUAUUAACCCAAGAAGAUCUUGUUACAUCAACACUUGGAGAGCUGGUCUGCAACCAAUACAUAGACACAAAAGAUCCAGAUCGAAUGCCACAUUUGACUGGAGAAGAAACUGCCAUGACGUUAGCACAAACUUACACUGAUGCGUCUUCUUUAAAUCAACCACAUGAUAGCUUGAUUGUUUCUGAUAUAGAGGAUAUACAGUUUCAAGAGGAGUUUGUGUCAAGCAUAUAUACACCAGCUGUUCAUGAUUUUGGAGUAUUUGCAUCAGGUCAUGAUUAUGAAGAAUCGAGCAUGUCUGCCGUAGAAAAGGAACAGGCUGUCUUUUUACCACCAAACAUUGGCAAAUUAAAUGACUUAGAUAAUGAUAUCAAAGUGUCAGAUAAUGAAAUAGACACUUUUGAAUCAUCAAUGGAAUUAAGUACAGGUCAUUUAGUAAUACAUGGUGGAUACUUUGGUUCUUCUUCAUGCAUGCCUGAUCAUAUCUAUUCAAACAGAAAUUUAGAGUCAAAUAGUACAGUUAAUCUUCAAGAUAUUCACUAAUUAUUUGAAUGUUUAUGCAAAUUCUUUACAAAUUCGCAAAAUUUAUGCUUGUAACACCUGCACGAUUUGAAAAAAAAAAUAAAAAAACAGGAUUCUAUAUUAUGUACAAUAAGGGGGUUUUUAUGUUUAUUUUGACAUGAGUAGAGUAUGUUUUAUUUGCCAAACAUCAUGCACAAAAAAGAACAUUAAUUUUUUUUUUUUUUAAUUUUUAUUUUAAUUAUACCUUU